GCGGGGCAGAAUGAGUAGCACAGCGAGCUAACGUGAGCUAGCAGUCAACACCGUAACGUUGACGUUAGCUAACCCCUCGAUGUAGCAAAUAACAGGUGGAGGCUAUCUAACGCAUGGGUGUAGAAAGAGCUAACGACCGUCUGAGAAUGUCCGCAUCGGAGGAGGGAGACUUCACCCCUUUUCUGGAAACAGAGCGGCGCUAACCAGUCCCCCGGUCUAGCUGCUGGUAAUGAUAGACGAGUCUCAGCUGCUGCGUCUGUCAGCCAGUUGAACAACUCUCGCUAACCCAACCAGUCCGACGGGAGUCGAGUCACUCAGGUCUAGAGCGUGACGUACAUGCCAGUAGAUCACAUAGAGCGACGACACGUCUUGAUAUUCCUACGCCAUCGCCGUAGCGUCGUCACUGUGCAGCUUCUAUGUCCUGUAUUUCUAGGUUCCCCCCCCGCGCGUUUAUAUGACGUAUGAGAAACUCACAAACAACAAGCUAGCUGGGGCAGGCAGCUGGUUUUCUCGAUAUCUCGGGUACUCUAUAUUUUACGAGCACACAUUUGUUGGUAUUUAAAAAACAUUAAUCAAACCAAAAAGCACAGCUUCUCACUUGCAGAGUGGAGUACUCGUGUAUUGUGUGCGGAUGCAUGUUGUGGUCAUCGGCUAGCUCGGCUAAAGGCGGAUGGUCGCACAUUGGUGACGCGUCGCGUUUGACAUUGGCGUGAAGCGUGAGCUAAGGGUAAUAACAAGCUGGCACAGUGCUCCCUAUAAUCAUGGCUCUCCGCCUGCUUUCACGAUCCCUUACUGGACUCCUUGUAGAGUCGUCGUCAGUGAUUCAGCCAAGGACUUUUAGUGUAUCUGCUGUUGCACCAGCGAUCCAGAAAAUGUCAAGAGUGCGCGUUGUGGACAACAGCUCUCUUGGAAAUACACCACAUCACCGUCCCCCAAGAGUGAUCCACGUCUACACCAAGAAUGGCGUAGGGAAGGUUGGUGACAGAGUGUUGCUUGCCAUCAAAGGACAGAAGAAGAAAGCUCUAAUCGUUGGACAAAAAAUGCCCGGAGAACGCAUGAAUCCACGCUUUGAUUCAAACAAUGUUGUUCUGAUUGAGGACAAUGGGAACCCUACAGGAACAAGGAUUAAGGUCCCUUUACCCACACAUCUACGUAAAGCGGAGGGAGAUUACUCUAAAGUUCUAGCAAUUGCUAAUUCAUUUGUUUAAUAACACCAUUCUGUACUCUGAUAUGAUAAAUACUGUAUAUUUCACAUCUGCUGGGGGUUUCUAAACAUUUUGUGCAUCAGUGUGUCUUCAAUAAAAGGUAAAGGGAGCAUACAUCCAGCCACAAUUAUCUCUACAGUAUUCUGUUGUCACUUAAUGUAUGGAACGGACUCGAGCCUUUGUCUACAUGCUUGGCAUUUCACGGAGGCCUCUCUGUGCUUACAAUAAAUAUAACCUUUAGCUUAAAGGCAUAGCAA
Molecule: messenger RNA, 1462 nt
Organism: Anoplopoma fimbria (sablefish)
Lineage: Eukaryota; Metazoa; Chordata; Actinopteri; Perciformes; Anoplopomatidae
Gene: mrpl14
Product: mitochondrial ribosomal protein L14
Exons: 3
Coding region: 762-1208 (148 amino acids)
Biological process (GO): translation
Cellular component (GO): ribosome; mitochondrion
Molecular function (GO): structural constituent of ribosome
Source: RefSeq, a predicted model, not a curated record